Ipomoea nil (Japanese morning glory) is the source of this 960-nucleotide messenger RNA. Its product is annotated as non-specific lipid transfer protein GPI-anchored 2-like. The transcript is spliced from 3 exons. The coding region runs from base 99 to 737 and encodes 212 amino acids. The record is from RefSeq and is a predicted model, not a curated record. NCBI's taxonomy places the organism in Eukaryota, Viridiplantae, Streptophyta, Magnoliopsida, Solanales, Convolvulaceae.
AUUAUAUACUCACACUUCCACUCUGUCUCUCUCCCAUUCUUCUUCUUCUUCUCCCCGCACAGCAACUCUUUCUCACCGCCGCCGCCGCACAAUCAGUAAUGGCAAAAAACACCAUACCCGCCGCCGCGGCGCUCCUAGUGGCAGCCCUGAUUCUGGUGAGCAGCAACGCGCAGGCGCCGGCGGAGGGUCCCGGAGCGUUCCCCAUGGCACCGGUGGAGGGUCCCGGAGCGUUCCCUCUGGCGCCGUCAUCGUCGGACGACUGCUUGAACAACCUGCUGAACAUGUCGGACUGCUUGAACUACGUGCAGGCGGGGAGCAACCUGACGAAGCCGGACAAAGGUUGCUGCCCGGAGCUGGCCGGACUGGUGGACAGCCACCCGGAAUGCCUUUGCAAACUGCUGUCUAACCCGGAGGGGAUCAUCGGAGUUUCGAUCGACCUCAACAAGGCCCUCAAGCUUCCCUCUGUCUGCAAAAUUGAUACCCCAUCAGCCUCCUUAUGCUCAGCUAUUGGUAUACCUGUGGGAGCUCCAACACCAUCAAGUGAUGAAGGGAAAACGCAAUCACCUACUGGGCUGGCUGAUGCAUCGAGUCCUGUAGGGAGUCCAGAAGGGUUUCCAUCAAGUCCAUCACCGAAGGGUGACAACAAUAACAAUGCAGCAGCUCCAACAUUUGCAGUCUUUGAUUAUUGCCACUUCCUUGUUGGCAUGGCAGCUAUGCUUUUUGCAACUCUUUUCUAAUUUCAAUCUAUUUUCUUCAUUUAUUUUCCAUUACUAUUAUUGUCUUUUUUUUUUUUUUUUUUUUUUUUUUCUAAAUUAUGCGUGUCACCACAUUUCGUAUUCAUCUGCUAUUGGUAGCAAUAGGGAUUCGUAUUUCCUAUGUAGAAAAUUGGCUAUGAAUAAUGAAUCGAUAUGAUGUUCGGAAUUUCCUCUGUAUUGGUUUCCUUAAUUUCUAUGAUCUAAA